Molecule: messenger RNA, 1985 nt
Organism: Tetranychus urticae (two-spotted spider mite)
Lineage: Eukaryota; Metazoa; Arthropoda; Arachnida; Trombidiformes; Tetranychidae
Product: lipase member K
Biological process (GO): lipid metabolic process
Molecular function (GO): hydrolase activity, acting on ester bonds
Source: RefSeq, a predicted model, not a curated record
UAAAUCUUUUAUCAAUAUUUUGCUGCAAAUUACAAGAUUAAUAGUCAGAAAUUCAAUUUCAUCUUGAUUGAAGGGUUUGAACGCAAUUUCAUUUUGAAACGAUGAUAUGUAAUCGCGAGUCCAUAUUUGGAGCGUUUCCAGUUUUCAUGAUUUGCAUCGAAGAAAAGGGCAUUUUGCUGAUACUUGAGGGUCUCAAUCAAAAUUAUCCAUAAAUUUAUUUCAGUUGAAUAUCCAUCCAAAAAUUUGUAUCACUGCAAUUGGCCUAAUGAUAAAGCUCCGAUGAAGUUCAGGCAAUGAUAUAAUUUCAUGAGCCAAUGUGAAGGUUUAGAGCUGCUUGCUAUAUGAUCUAGUAUUAAUGCCAGAUGAAAAUAUGAUAAAUUGAAAUUAGAAACACCCGAACGAUAUUCACUAUCAGCAAAGACAAUAGCGAAUGGGGAUUUUGAGAAUUCAAUCAGAUAAUCCAAUCGCAAGUUCGUUUCUUUGAUAUUAAAAUAUUAUCUUCAACAAAAGCGAAAACUGAAAUGAAAAAAAGAUAUAAAUUCCAAUAUAAAUGUGUACAUCAUGACAAUUUUGCAGAUACUAUUUAUGAAAUCGUUAUAAUUUGUAAUAAUAAAUUUUCGAACUGGAGUGACUUGAAUCCAACAUGAUCAACACUAUUUUCAAAUUUUUGAUUGUUUGUGCGUUAACGCAUUCAUUUUCUUGCCUCACUUUAGAUGAAAUUGACCAAUCUGAUAUUCAACAGAUAGUUGAAGCUCGUGGUUUUAUAUGUGAACCUCAUAACAUAGUAACAAGUGAUGGUUACAUAUUGGGCAAUUAUCGUAUUGUGAAUCCAUUUGCUCCAAAAUAUUUUGAUAAACCUUUGAAACCUGUACUUAUUCAAAGCGGAUUUCUAGGUUCAGCGGUUGACUUCAUUAUUAACUCUCCAUAUGGUCAGCUUGAUGAAAAUAUCUUAGCUAACUUUACGGAUUUGGAUUCAAUUGAUUUUGAUUUAGUUGGAAGAGAUUUGGGUUUCAUUUUAGCUAAUUUAGGUUAUGAUGUAUGGUUGACCAACCCAAGAGGUAACUAUUAUUCAUCUAAUCACACCACAUUGGACCCAGAAGCAGAUAAGAAAAAGUUUUGGUCCUUUUCACUUGAUGAAAUGGCUUUGAUUGAUUUACCAGCAAUGAUCGAUUAUGUUCUCAAUAAUACUGGACAAAGUUCACUUGGUUACAUUGGAUUUUCACGAGCAAGUUUGGUAAUGUUUGCAUUGUUAUCAGAAAAGCCUGAAUAUUCUGAUAAAAUAUCACCAUACAUCUCAUUGGCACCACCAGUUUAUUUAACCAAUGUCAACUCUCCAAUCAAGGCUUUGGCUUCAACCAAAUUUGUUGCCAAUUUUAUUCGUGAUCAUCCUGGAUCUUGUUUUAAUCGAGCAGUUACCCAAGUAGCUGGAGUAUGCAAUAACAUCUUAAUCAAACCUAUUUGUGACAUAAUUAAGUUAAACUUAGUUUCAAUAGAUAGAGAAACAGCAAAUGCAACUCGAGUAGAUAUUUACCUUUCUCAUCUUCCCGCUGGAGCCUCAUGUUGGGAUUUCAUUCACUUUGCUCAAAGAAUGAUAAAUCCGGAAUUCACUCGUAUUGAUUUGGGUCCUGAUGCUAACAUGAAAAGAUAUGGAUCCAAAACACCACCUAAAUACAAUUUGAAAAACAUUGUUAAUCAAAAUAUUGCAAUAUUUCAUUCAACUGGUGAUACAACCGCUAAUCCAGCUGAUGUAAAACGAUUAAUCGAUGAAUUGGAAGUUCCACUGAUUGAAAGAGUAACUAUUGAAGAUGAAAAAUUUUCUCAUUUGGAUUUCCUUUUCGAUAAUAAUAUUGGUCAUUUGGUGAACAAACCAAUUGCUAAAAUUUUAGCAAAAUACAGAUAAUUAAAGGAGCUAAUUGUAAUUAGAUACAUUUUUUGAUAAAUUAUUUAUUUAUUGAAAUAAAAAUACAUUACUAGACACAAGAUAA